Molecule: messenger RNA, 213 nt
Organism: Strongyloides ratti
Lineage: Eukaryota; Metazoa; Nematoda; Chromadorea; Rhabditida; Strongyloididae
Exons: 1
Coding region: 1-213 (70 amino acids)
Source: RefSeq, a predicted model, not a curated record
AUGAUUGCCAUUGAAGUAUCAAGUGAAUUAUAUAAAAAUAUUGUUAUUAAUCAAAAUAGAAAUAAUGAAUCAUUGGAAAGAAAAAAACGUCAAUAUGGAGAAGUAAUUGGAUAUUAUCCAUAUUCAUAUUAUGGUUAUGUCAGUAGUUAUCCUUUAUAUCGAGAAUAUUCUUAUCCAUUAUAUGGUUACCCGUAUCAUUUUAAAAAAUUUUAA